Molecule: messenger RNA, 3724 nt
Organism: Siniperca chuatsi (mandarin fish)
Lineage: Eukaryota; Metazoa; Chordata; Actinopteri; Centrarchiformes; Sinipercidae
Gene: tp53i13
Product: tumor protein p53 inducible protein 13
Exons: 9
Coding region: 342-2285 (647 amino acids)
Cellular component (GO): cytoplasm
Source: RefSeq, a predicted model, not a curated record
AUAACUUGAUAGUGUAAAUUAUCAUAUACUGGCGAAGUAUUUAUGGAAGUACACAACACUUUCUGUUACCUUUUUCCGAGCCUUCCUCAUUAGUGUAAUGUAACUAGCUAACUUUAGUUUAACUUAAAGAAGACAUUGUUGGGGACGGUUACCUUUUUAAACGACAUUCCCACGUCUUACCCCUCCUCUGUCAUGGUACUUUGCCAAAGGAAAUUUGUGUUUUGGGAUUAUGAAGGGUCAGUUCUUUGUCAGUCUCUCUGUAGCUAGAGGACCAAAGGGAAGCUAUGAAAACUAGCUACAUGUGGGUCUGGUCACACUUGAAUGACUGACUGGUCGUCACAAUGCCGAGCCAAACGACGUCCCCGCCGCUGACAGUGACUGUGCUGGCCGCGCUGUGGGUCAGUUUAGGACGGUGCGAGUCUCCGUGGCCAGGAUGUGACAAUGGAAAGCUCUCUUUGGACAGGGACCUGCCUGAAGAUGCUGUUUAUUGGGACUGUCCAGUGUCUACUUGGUCAGAGUCUACUCAGAGAUGUCCCAGUAUUGACACAGUGUAUGAUCCUGAGCCAGCCAUGCUGAUCUGCAUGGAUAAAUCUAUUUCCUACAACCAUACCUUUCCCAACAGUGGAGCGUACAGACCAGUGAGGGCAGAGAGUGGAGAGUACUUGUACUGUCCUCCUCAACGGUGGCUCAAUAACUUGCACCAUGGAGCUACUGUUUUGCUCUACCAUCCCUGUGCUCCUCUCCACGAGCGUCAACUUCUGUCUGUCCUGGCUCGCUCCUGUCUGCCUGACUACAUCAUUACCCCACAUCCACAGCUCAAUAAACACACGCCAAUAGCCUUAGUGUCCUGGGGUCGCACCUUGGAGCUGUUCACCGUGGCCUCUUUAGAUGUCUGUGAUUGGCUGGAGACCACAACAUCCACAAGAAAAAAGUUUGGUGGUGUGAGCCAGAGCAGGAAAUACAACCUGCUGUUAACCUGGUCAUCUGAGCAGCACCGGCAGCAACAUGCACAUCCAGGGGAACACUCAGCAAAAAUGAAGGAGGCUCUGAGGCGAUGCUGUGAGCUGACCAUCUCCUCUCUGCUGAAUGGAGCGAUGGAGGCAGAGCUAGAGUCUGACAUGAAGAAGAAAAGCUUGAAACAAAUUAAAGAGGAAGGUAAAAGCAGGCAGAUAAGAGCUGCCAUUGCAGAAAAACAGGGGGACGAGAGAGAAAACACAAUAACGCAUGUGUCCAGUUUUCUGUCUAACCAGAGCAACAGAACCACCCUCAACAGGACAGGGGACGCCCAGAACAACAACAGCACGCCCGGACCAUCAGCAGAUUCUCAUCCAGGGAACAGGACUCUCUCAGAUCCUCCUGGUCCAAGGGAAGCUCCUUCUCAGUCUAAGAUCCAAAAUAUAAAUCAGGGCCUUAUACCCAUUCCCACAAUUUCUUUGAGGUCAAAUAUGUCUGAGACUCCUGAGUCUCAGAAGAGCAGGCUAAGACUACAGACAGCAGCACAGCAGCCCAGUCCUAAAGAUACUGCCUUCAGAAACCCGAACCUCUCUGCUGGGUUGGAUGUUCUUGCAGAUGGCAUGAACAGUGAAGAUAACCAUACUGCCAGGCCUGACGCCCUGGCCCUUAGUUCAAAAGAUGAAGCUGCAGACUCAUCCAAACAGAGAGAUAAAGACUCUGUUAAACACAGCAUGAAAGAGAAGGACUUCAAAGAGAAACACUCUGAUAAAGACAAGACAGCAGAUGGCAUGAUGAAGGAUAAUGAAGUAGUAGAUGUUAAAGAGAGAGAGUUGAAACAAACACACAGUGACACACACUCUCACUACAAAAGUGAAAAGACCGGCUUUGAAUCUGUUUCCAAAUCCCAAUUGGUGCCUCCGCCCCAGCCACAGCACCCACAGCCAGCCAGUUACCUGCCCAACAGCCAAGACUGCGAUGGCUGCAAAGAAGGCGAACACUGUGAAUGCAACAAUGACUCAGGGGCCGAGGCCCGAGCCGCUGUUGUGAGUAAGGGGUUGCCGAGGACGCCCAGGACAGACGAAGCGGUGUGGGCAGCAGCAGCACUGGGCUUCCUGCUGGUUCUCCUGACCCUGUCAGUGCUUCACACGCGCCUGUACCGCCACUGGAGGACCAUGCCCAGUCUUUACUGGCACGACCCACAGCAGGACUAUGACAGUGUGGCAGAUGUGAUCAGCAGGAGGCUACUAAUUGCAAAGAGGAGGCGGAAAAGGGGCAGAAGACAGGAGUGCGUUCUUCUGCCCAGCUCCUCCAGCUCAGAUGAACAUCCAUAGAAAAAUGAAGGAAACAUCCCCAAGAAUGUCAAGAAUGCACCCAAGUGUCACUGCAUGUAGAGGAGGGGAAGAGUGGACUUUGUGUCCCCACACUAUUGGCAACAGCUUGUCUGUCCAUGAAAUAGACUAUGUGAACAAAUUAGACCUGGGUUGUGCAAAAUGGGUGCAACUCAAUAUUAGGGCAGCAUUCCUAAUAAUCAUACCAUCUAUACACCUUUAUACAGCAUACAGUAGGUUGGAUGUGUCAUAUCAGUAUGUAUCUCAUGUCUUCUUGUGAAGGAGGCAAUGGAAUGGAGGACAAAAUUUUUUUGACCAUCCAAAAUGAGCAUUGUAUGAUGAACAGCGAUUUCUUAAUAAAUUGCGUAUGUCAUAGAUUUGACAUUCAGUAGUCCAAAAGUACAUUCCCCAAAUAACAUCCAUCAAAGAAUAUUAACAAAAGAAGCUACUGUAUAUUGUUGUAAGCUUACACAACUUUCAUCAGUCAUGUGGUUCUGGAUCAGUCCCUUGAGCACUCAGGGCAUCCCCAUAAACAUUACAUCAAAGAGAAGCCCUCAGGUUUUAUUUAGUGACCCACAAAUUUUAUAUAUUUGUAUGACUUACAAUACAUUUGUCUGAUCAUACUCUCUUGCACAUCACACAGUCUAUAGGCAGUAGUUUUAUAGUAAUAUGUUGCUUUUACCUGUGAAGGUUUAGUAUGUGAAUGUGUAAGUUGCUGUUCUAAGCAACGUCGUGUUGUCAUUAAAUGGUACGAACAUGUGAAUAGCUGUAUUUUGAAGGAUUUACAAAGACAUUAAAUUCCUUUACAGUGUGUGGACUGCUGUUGUGGAUGUUUUCUUUUUAUACAAUAAGCAAAUGUUAGCAUCUGACCAGUUAUAGCCGGACCGAUGCCUGGAUUUUUGAGGCUGAUACCAAUAUAAAAAAAUCCGAUAACAUAAUAUACAUACUUGUAAAUUACGUCAAACUUGUCUUAGGCAUUUCUGCACUGCAAUUUUGUGUUAGUUGACCGAUACCUAUAUAUUGGCUGAUUUAUCAGUUUAGCUCUAACGCAAAUCUUGAGAAGGGAGCAAGAAAUAUGCAUUUUACAACCACAUGUACUAUGAAAUUAUGGCUAUUUGUUUGAAGACUGAAAUGUAAUAUGGUUUCUCAUAUGGAUUCUAAAUGCUGUGGUGGGUUGUAGUGCUCAUGUUGUAACUAUAUACUUUUCCUGUGAGGUUGUCACUUGUUUUUCUAGAACUUGUUAAUGGAAAUAAAAGCUGCUGCCCAGUGGCUGGAAUGUCUUUAUUAGGAAACUAAAGGCUCAGUGUAGAACCAGCUCAAAAAGCAUCAGACUAAGUAAAACGAUGCAAGCAAAGUUUUAUGUUUAUAAAAUCAUUGCUUGUUUUGUGAUUUUUUUGAUGUGAUUAGACCCAAUGCAAUAAAUCCAGCUGUUAAGCACCUUA